CGCAUGCGCAACGGAUAUACUCACCAAAAACCAUUGCAAAAAAGAGUAAAGUUUUAUUGUGGUUUUAUUUACCCAACUAUCAUUGCCAAAUCAACUAAGAACAUUUUGUAAAAUGACAUCAACUGGAACUGCUUUGUUUGGUUCAAACAUUGGCAACACAUCAAAAAAUUUAGUCGAAUUUCGUGCAGGAAAAAUGAAGUUGAACGGCACAACAGUAACUGCUGACAAACGAAAGGGUUUGGUGUAUAUCUAUCAAGGUGAUGAUUCACUUAUGCAUUUUUGCUGGAAAGAUCGGACGACAGGCACAGUGGAAGAUGAUUUGAUCAUUUUUCCCGACGACGUGGAAUAUAAACCCGUGAAGCAAUGCAAGACAGGCCGAGUCUUUAUUUUGAAAUUCAAAAUUUCUUCACGUAAAUUAUUUUUUUGGAUGCAAGAGCCCAAAUCCAACAAAGAUGAAGAGCUGAUGAAAAAGGUCAAUGAUUUUUUGAAUAAUCCACCAGCACCAGGAUCUUCAGGUGGAGGACUUCGGCAUUUAGGCGAUCAACUGAUUGGUGAUGCUAGUCUUCAAGGUUUAAUUGGCAAUUUGGAUCAACAACAACUGCUUCAGUUGCUCGGAAGUGGUCAAGGCAUGAGUGGUCUUAGUAGUCUUGCUGGCCUUGCGUCCCGUGGAUCUAGUGCUAGUAGUACAACCGCCACUGCUAGUAAACCAAGUGAUAGUGAGCCACCAGCUACAGGCAGCUCAAAGCCAGAACCAGAGAAGAAACCAGCUAAAAAGGAAGCAAGCUCAAAAGCUGAUGACAAGAAAGAGGCAUCCACUGGAUCAGCCCAAACUCCGGCUGUUCAAUUGAGCGAUCUACAAAAUAUUCUAUCCAACAUGGCUGGUAUUCCAAAAGUCCAACAAACCGCAGAUGCAGUGGAUCUGAAUUAUGUUAUAACACCUGAAAACCUUGCACCAAUGCUGAGUAAUCCAGAGUUUCGGAGAAGGUUAAUUCCAUUUCUGCCAGCAGGAGAAGAUCUUCCACAAGAAGAAUCACAACUUCUUGAAACAUUAAAGUCACCUCAUUUUCAGCAGAGUUUGCAUGCAUUUAGUGCAGCCCUGCAAUCUGGGCAGCUGGGACCAAUAAUGAGUCAGUUUCAAUUGCCUCAGAAUGCUAUAGAAGCAUUCAAUAGAGGAGAUGUUCAAGCAGUUGCACAAGCUCUUCAAGAAAACUCAAAAGUUGAAGAAAAUAAAGAACCCGAGAAGGAUGAUGAUGACGACGAUAUGGGCUUGGAUUAAACAUGUUGUCCAUAAUAGAUACUGUAGUGAAAUUAUUUGUUUAAUUACUCUUGACAGACAUAGACUUUAGUCACCUGAAAUCUUAUAAAACAUAUUAAGUUCAUGGGUUUGUUUUAAUGAAAGUUUAAUAUAUUUUUUCACCCUUCGCAUCAUAUACUUUUUCACUGAACUAUCACAAUGUGUUGUCAACAUGAAUAAAUGCCCAACAAACUGUGCAAGAGUACUAAAAGAUUAGGUUAAUAAACUUAGCACAAUCAAUUUGUGUCGCUUUUCCUAAAAAACCUGUCUGUACUUUGUUAAAUAAAAAUACCAAUCAGUUA
This is a messenger RNA of Xenia sp. Carnegie-2017, 1596 nucleotides long. Its product is annotated as proteasomal ubiquitin receptor ADRM1-like. The transcript has 8 exons. Lineage: Eukaryota; Metazoa; Cnidaria; Anthozoa; Malacalcyonacea; Xeniidae. Gene Ontology annotation, cellular component: proteasome regulatory particle, lid subcomplex; nucleus; cytoplasm. Bases 113 to 1276 code for a protein of 387 amino acids. Gene Ontology annotation, molecular function: endopeptidase activator activity; ubiquitin binding; proteasome binding. Gene Ontology annotation, biological process: ubiquitin-dependent protein catabolic process. The record is from RefSeq and is a predicted model, not a curated record.